Suillus discolor is the source of this 261-nucleotide messenger RNA. RefSeq lists its product as uncharacterized. NCBI's taxonomy places the organism in Eukaryota, Fungi, Basidiomycota, Agaricomycetes, Boletales, Suillaceae. The transcript has a single exon. The record is from RefSeq and is a predicted model, not a curated record. Bases 1 to 261 code for a protein of 86 amino acids.
AUGGUGUCCACUCUACUAUUAUCACAGUGUACUUAUAUCAACACUUUUAUCAAACAUUUUAAACUCAAAAAUACUCAUAUUAUCUCUACUCCUCUCAAACCUAAUGUUAUUCUAUCAAAUGACCAGUCACCAAUAACUAUGCAAUGUAUCAGCAAAAUAUACAAUAUCCUAUAUCAAGAACUUCUUGGUUCUUUUGCAUGGGCUGUGCUUAGCUUAUGUCCUGUUGUAUUUACAACCUCAAUUCUUACACAAUUCACUUAA